Molecule: messenger RNA, 1940 nt
Organism: Ipomoea triloba (trilobed morning glory)
Lineage: Eukaryota; Viridiplantae; Streptophyta; Magnoliopsida; Solanales; Convolvulaceae
Product: cell division cycle 20.1, cofactor of APC complex-like
Exons: 5
Coding region: 316-1680 (454 amino acids)
Biological process (GO): anaphase-promoting complex-dependent catabolic process; positive regulation of anaphase-promoting complex-dependent catabolic process; positive regulation of ubiquitin protein ligase activity
Cellular component (GO): anaphase-promoting complex
Molecular function (GO): protein binding; ubiquitin ligase activator activity; anaphase-promoting complex binding
Source: RefSeq, a predicted model, not a curated record
CCAAAUUACUGAAAUUAGGACCCAAUAAACCCUAAUCACAAGUAUAAAAUCCCUCAAAUUCAAUUGAAGAGCAUCAUAUCUCAUUCUCUUAAUCCCCUUUUCUCUCUGCGCUCUCUCUCGCCGCUGGCCGCUCGAUCUGCAAUAAUUUCAAUCUUGCUUUCUUGUUGUUCUUAUUUUUUUAUUUUGUUUUCUCUUAUCGCUCUAAUAUUGUUUUUUUGCAGGACCCUUGUUCAUUUUAUUAAUCAAUUUUUUUCUGUAUAAUCCAUAAUUGAAAUUUUGUAUCUGUAGUAGUGUUUUUUUUGUGUUAUUAACGUGAUGGAUGCAGGAUUGAGGAACUCCGCUUCAUCUAACAAGACUGAAUCCCGUCUUCCUCUUCACGAGCAAUAUCUGCAAAGGAAAAAGUCUCGUGAAAAUUUGGAUAGGUUCAUUCCUAAUAGAUCUGCAAUGGACUUUGACUUUGCCCAUUAUAUGGUGACGGGAGGGAUGAAAGGUAAGGAAAAUCCAGCCACCAGCUCACCGUCCAGGGAAACAUAUAGAAAACAGCUAGCUGAGGUCCUUAACAUGAACCGGACACGGAUACUUGCUUUCAAGAACAAACCACCCACCCCUGUGGAGGGCAUUCCAAGUGAGUUCACUUCUGCUGCUUGCCAGGCCAAACCAGUUAAACCCAGGCGUCACAUUCCUCAGACUUCUGAGAGGACUUUGGAUGCUCCAGACAUUGUCGAUGAUUACUACUUGAAUCUAUUAGAUUGGGGCAGCAGCAAUGUUCUUUCUAUUGCUCUGGGUAGUACUGUUUACCUGUGGGAUGCAUCUGAUGGUAGCACUUCCGAACUGGUCACAAUUGAUGAUGAAAAUGGUCCUGUUACAAGUGUUAAAUGGGCUCCAGACGGGAGGCAUAUUGCUGUUGGCUUGAACAACUCUGAUGUGCAGCUUUGGGAUACCACAGCUAACCGAUUGUUGAGAACUUUGAGAGGUGGCCACCAAUCACGAGUCGGUGCCCUUGACUGGAACAACCAUAUUCUGACUACCGGUGGAAUGGAUGGUUUGAUUAACAACAAUGAUGUCCGAAUUAGAGCACCUAUUGUAGAAACAUAUAGAGGACAUCAUCAAGAAGUCUGUGGCCUAAAAUGGUCUGCCUCUGGCCAGCAGUUGGCUAGUGGAGGAAAUGAUAAUCUCCUCCACAUAUGGGACAGAUCAACAGCUUCUUCCAACUCCUCGACACAGUGGCUUCACAGGCUUGAGGAUCACACUGCUGCUGUUAAGGCGCUUGCUUGGUGUCCAUUUCAGGGUAAUUUGCUGGCCUCCGGUGGAGGUGGAAGUGACAGGUGCAUAAAGUUCUGGAAUACCCAUACUGGUGCUUGCGUGAAUUCAGUUGACACAGGAUCACAGGUCUGUGCACUGCUCUGGAACAAGAAUGAGCGUGAACUGCUAAGCUCACAUGGAUUUACUCAGAACCAGCUUACCCUCUGGAAAUACCCAUCAAUGGUAAAGAUGGCAGAGCUUACUGGACAUACAUCCCGAGUUCUUUUCAUGGCUCAGAGUCCAGAUGGUUGCACAGUUGCUUCUGCAGCAGGAGAUGAAACACUGAGAUUCUGGAAUGUUUUUGGAACCCCUGAAGUAGCAAAACAGGCACCAAAAUCAAAUCCAGAGCCCUUCGCUCAUGUCAACCGAAUUCGCUGAACAACCGCCCUCUGGCCCGAGAUGUCUCCUUUGAACAAAAUUUGUAUUUGAGUUCUUUUUGUUUUUGGGAGCAGACAAUAUAGCCUGUUGUUUGAAAUGUAUCUAAUAACUUGUGUUUUUGCUUUGGGUUAUUUUAUUUUAUUCUUUAUGUGUUGUGCCCUUCUCCUUUUUUCGGGUACUUUGUUUCAUCUGUUGGUCACCUAUUGUGACAAAUCACCAAAGAAUCAGCAUUAAUAAUAAUAUUUUCCAUUUUUCUGCCC